AUGCAGGACGUUUCCGGAGUCGUUGUCGCCAUCCGCUCCCAAAUAGAGACUGCUCUGCCAAACUUGGAGAAAAUGCUGGCGCAGCACAUCCCCAACUUCUACGCCUUCAAGUAUGUUCUCUAUGAUGCUUGGAGUGACAGCGAGGACCCGCUGGAUGGACGUGCAGAGAGCGCUUCUCUGGACAUGCAGAAGACCUGUGAAGAUGCCAUCGCGGUGGGGGCAAGCUGCGGACCAGGCCUGGAUGAGAGCCUCCCGCUGAAGCAGAUGCUUCGAAACGCUACUGCAGUCCUCCGGCACCUGGCCGACGGGAACGUGAGUGAAGCUGCCUCCCUGCUUCCCUUUGUGUACUCGGAGGUAGCAGCGGUCUCCUCCAUGAUGAGUGACCACGGCGCGUCACAGAGCAGCACGGCCGAGGCUAUCAAAGAUGGGGCGGCGUAUGGCACGACCCUCCUUGCCAAGUUUACCUACAACGUCCCUAUGGCGCUGCUUGACACGCUCUCGUCAGCCUCAUCUGUGCUGGGCCAGGCGGUCGUCUUUAUAACGGCGCUCUUCUACCUUCUGUCAGCCAAGGAGUCCUGCCUGGCAGUUGUGGGGGAGUUCCUGAAGGUGGUGGACCAGAAGCAGGUCAUCUUCCGCAUAAGCGAGCGAGUCAUGCGAGCGGUUCUGGUCUCGGCCAUGAAGAUGUCAGCGUUCCAUGCUCUUUUUACUUGGCUGCUGUAUUCCUUCGGUAAUCUACCUGUUGUGGUCGUCCCAACUGUGCUCUCUGCUGUCCUGGCGUUAGUGCCAAAGGUAUCGCCAGUUUGGAGUGUGUCGGUUUGGGCGGCCGUGUAUCUUUGGUGGCAGGGUGAAAAGGCCUGGGCAAUUGUGUACGGCGCCCUGAACUUUGCCGUAUGGUUCCAGGUUCCGACGGUCAUUUACGCUGAGAUUCCUGAGUCUAACGCCUGGCUCACGGGCCUUGGCGUAGUGCUGGGAGUCGGCCAGUUUGGCCUUGCCGGGGUUGUCCUCGGCCCAUUGCUGGCUUCGGUUCCUUUGAUUUGCUUCAACCUUGUGAAAUUGUUUAACACUGACAAGUUGCAGUGGCGGGCGUCUGAGGAAGACCUCCGCCAGCCCAAGUCGCGAAGGCUUGGCGAGGUCCGCAACGGCUUCGCCUCUGUACAGCGCCCUUCGCUACUCACGCUUCACCAGACGUGCCUGCAGAGCCCUCCAUCCAGCGACAGUGAGGAUCCCAAUUCUCCCACCAGCGCGUCGGCCUUUGAUGGGCUGACAGAAGCUACGCAGGAUGACGAUCUGCGGCAGGGAGUCCGACAGACCUCGCAAGACUCUGCGAAGGACUCGCCAAGGUCACCAACACCAACGCGCGGGCAGUCUGGACAGUCGUCAUCGCCUGAGCAGGAGGCUCCCAGCAGUGCUGCGAAGUCCUCCGAGGCGACACCUCCCCUCAGAAACAGAAGGAGGCGGGCAUCUUGA
Molecule: messenger RNA, 1467 nt
Organism: Symbiodinium pilosum
Lineage: Eukaryota; Dinophyceae; Suessiales; Symbiodiniaceae
Source: the annotation of a GenBank genome assembly